Pelagomonas calceolata is the source of this 952-nucleotide messenger RNA. Lineage: Eukaryota; Pelagophyceae; Pelagomonadales; Pelagomonadaceae. The record is from the annotation of a GenBank genome assembly.
CACGGUACCUCCGAGGCGCCGCGAUAAAAACUCUGCUCGGCGUGCAGCUCUCAUUUAUUGCUCAUUGUGAGCGUAAGUACACUGCUGCUUUUGGCGCAAAAUCAAGUGCUGGUUGCCCAGCGCGCGCAACUGGCAGCGGGAACAGCGGCAUCGCCCAGAGCAGACUGCAGCUCCGCAGCGCAACUAGCUCCGUAAACGCCGGCCGCAGCGACACAAAACAAUGCGUGUGCUCCGCGCCAAGGCCGCGAGGAAGGCGCUGCACUUCUACAAGGUGACGCACGGCAUCCGCGACCCCUACACGUUGUUAGUGGACGGCACGUUCGUGCACCACGCGCUCGUCGGCGUCAAGACGAACCUCGCGUCGCGCGUCGAGAAGGUGCUGGGGCGGGACGUGCGCUACGCCGUGCCGGGGCCGGUGCUGGACGACCUCAGGAACCGGGGCGAGGCCGGCGCCGCGGCGCUGGAGUUCUGUCGCCGGCGCUGCCGCGUCAUCGCCACGCCGCGCGCCUGCGACACGGCGGCCAAGGCCGUGCUCCAUUUAGUUGGAGAGGCCAACGGCCAGAAGUUUGUGGUCGCGACGCACGACCGCGCUCUGCAAACCGCGCUCCGCAGGGUGCCGGGCGCGCCCCUCCUCUACUUCAGCGGCACGGUGCUCAACGUCGACGAGCCCUCUCGCGCGUCGCGGAGCGCCGCGGCGCGCCACGAGCGCGUCCAGGGCCGCUUAACGGACGACGAGUUCCGGGUCGCGCGCGCGAUCCGGGCGCAGGACCGCGUCUCCAGUAAUGUCGUGGCGCCGCCGGCGGCGGACCGCUCGAAGAAGCGCGCGCGCGCGCCGAACCCGCUCUCGUGCCGCAAGCCCCAGAAGGCGCGGAACCCCCAUUCCGAGGGCGGCGGCGACAAGAAGCGGCGCAAGCGCCGGCGGAAGGCGAAGGAGUAAGGUACUUCUGGUGUA